AGUCAUGAAAGUCCUACAGAGGAAGGCUUGUUUAUUUUACUUUAGCUUUGUCAAAGAUUGGCAAAUAUGCUGAGCAUUUCUAAGUUAUGGCAUAGGUGUCACUUCCUUAGUUUCUCAAGAUAGUUAAUUGAGGUUUGUUUUGUAUCUGCCUGCAGCAGACCUUUUACUUCGUGCUUCGACAACACUUGUUAAUGAUUAAACCUGGAAUAUGGACAUUGGUUGCAGACCCAAGCCUUAUCUUUUUAUGAGAUAAAAAGUUAGCAUGAACAGAGUCAUGCUGAGUACAGCAACCAAAAACAGCAGGAAAUAUUUUCUUUUGGACUUUCCCAAAGAACUGUAAAGAGAAACCAAGCAGCUAACAAUUGUUUCCCCAGUAUUUGGUUAUGGAGUUGUUCACAUGGAAGAACCAAGAAAGAACAGAUUUGCUUGCCUGUAAGGACCACGAGGGCACUUCUUAAGACUUUUUCAUUAUCUUCAAGUAAAAAGAUUCAAAGGAAGAGCAUGCUAAAUGGGUAGACUCCAGGAAAGGAUUUGGGUGCUUUCAAGUCUCUUAACCUUUCUAACAGAUCCUGGAUUUGGCUAUUCCAUCAUACAAGGCCCCCAUAAUCUAACCAUUCUAGCUGGUUCAGUGGCCCGAUUUAAUUGUACAGUAUCAGAGGGAUGGUCAGUUUUGAUAUGGCUUCAUAAUGAAUGGCCUCAGCUGACUGUAGAAAAUUCUGGAAAAGUCCUUAACCAAGAUAAGAGAUACAGUCAGCAAAAUUAUACCAGUGGCACUGAAUUUACCUCAGAGUUGAUGAUCUAUGAUGUCCAGCCAAAAGAUUCUGGAAGAAUAGCAUGCAGCCUUCUGGGUAACAACUAUGAAUAUGCAUUUCUUUCUGUUCAAGUUAAUGGAUCUUUGAAUAUCAAAAAUAGCGACUUGACAGUGAGAAAGAACCAAUCCAUUGCAAUAGUUUGUGAAGCUCUUGGCUGGGCUCCAGCUCCACGCAUUGCCUGGAUGGUAAAUAAUAUUUCAGUAGAGAAUUCACGGUACAGUACUAGCCAGAGUCAAGGACUGAAUGAUUUGUACAAUGAAGAGAGCAUCUUAACUCUGACUCCAGUGAGCAACAGCACAGUGACUUGCUUAGCAACCAUUGAUGCACUGUCUAAACCUCAGAAUGCAACUGUGACUCUUGUACUGCAUGAACCUUCAACAAUAGAAUCUAAUGACAGCUGGCGAACCCGAACAAUAAUAUUAGCAGUUGUGUUACCAAUUGUUGGCUUACUGCUUCUGAUCCUUAUUAUUCUGCUCAUUAUAUGCUGCUGCAAAAAAAGGAAAGAGUCCAACUAUGAAAAGGAAAUGAGAAAGGUUCCAGAGAAGAAAGUCAAUGACAGACAUUUGGAGAUAAUGAGAGAAAGUGGAAUAGAAAAUUAUGGCUACAGUCCAGAGAAACCAAAGAACACCGAACAAAUGAGAAGAGCUCCCACUUCCUCCCCUGAUAACUCUAGCUUUUAUGGUUCAGGACAAGAUUUAGAAGUGAAUCCAGAAUUGGAGGUCCCAUAUGAUGGACAUGACGACACAGUACUCCCACCAAGAAUUACUGCUUACCCAGUCAAUCCAAGAAAAAUCCGGAAUUUGACACUUGUAUAGAGUGUAUAGUUCUUCUCAUGUGACAGGAAGAUCAAGAGAGGAACAUCCAGAGAUGCCCAGAGAGAAAAAAUAAUUGGACCAGUGGAGAGGCAAAAGAGAUAUGAAAUAAUGACAUACCACAGCUGAAUACGUGAAGAUUCCUGUAUUUCAGUAGUGUGCCAAUUCUGAAUGUGCAUUAUACAAAUCUAUGAUACUUGUGUCAAUAUUAAAUGCUUACAACCAAUAGUUCAGAUCUAUCUGACAAUGAGCCAGGAUCUCAGCUACUCAGGAUAUCACAUACUACUGCACAGAUGUAUAUUCUCUAUUUUAUCCAUUUAAAUUAUUUUAAUUUAUGUAUACUGAUUCCUUUUCUCUUUCUUAAAUGCUUACUUUUUAAAAGAAAAAAGAACUAAGAAUGUGAUCCUAAGUAUAUUUACUUGUAAUAAGUUGGACUUACUUCAAAGGAGAAGGGUCUCAGAGUAGAUUCACAGAACCACUUUUUCCUGUUGUACAGUAAUUUAGUCAGUCUCAGAACAGGUGCUCAAUGAAAGUGAGUUGCCCAUUACUCAGUGGGUGUGCACUAUCUUUAUACUACCACCAAAUAAAACAUAAUUUAUGCCUGCA
Molecule: messenger RNA, 2230 nt
Organism: Hemicordylus capensis (graceful crag lizard)
Lineage: Eukaryota; Metazoa; Chordata; Lepidosauria; Squamata; Cordylidae
Gene: IGSF5
Product: immunoglobulin superfamily member 5
Exons: 10
Coding region: 509-1627 (372 amino acids)
Biological process (GO): cell-cell adhesion
Source: RefSeq, a predicted model, not a curated record